Molecule: messenger RNA, 4104 nt
Organism: Anarrhichthys ocellatus (wolf-eel)
Lineage: Eukaryota; Metazoa; Chordata; Actinopteri; Perciformes; Anarhichadidae
Gene: dusp6
Product: dual specificity phosphatase 6
Exons: 3
Coding region: 528-1682 (384 amino acids)
Biological process (GO): positive regulation of apoptotic process; peptidyl-tyrosine dephosphorylation; negative regulation of ERK1 and ERK2 cascade
Cellular component (GO): cytosol; cytoplasm
Molecular function (GO): MAP kinase tyrosine phosphatase activity; MAP kinase tyrosine/serine/threonine phosphatase activity; protein tyrosine/threonine phosphatase activity
Source: RefSeq, a predicted model, not a curated record
UACACAGAGAGAGACCGCAGAGCGUUGAUUCACAUCGCGGACAGAGCGGGGAGGAGAAACUUGUCCUGCACGCACUAAUAAAGCCGAGCUUAACCCGCACGGUUCACAUCCAGAGGCACCAGCUCACCCCGACGUUCUACUGCGGAUUUUUCCCAAAACAGGAAAGAGGAGCAGUCGCGCGCCGAGCCGUGGAGUUAUAUAAGAGCAGAGGACGCCUCGUCGCGAGGGCCGGUGCGACUCAUUGAUAAAUAACACGGGCUCUCUCCGGACAGACGCAUGAAUGAUUGCCAGCGGAGGCAGGAAUCUGUGAAGGAAACCCCGCGUUGUUGUUGAUCCGCGUCCUACCCAAAAGCGCACGGAGCGCAUAGAAGGAUCUGGACUGAGAUUUUAUUCUGCACUUUGAUAUUUUUCCUGCGGGCUCAUCCAAGCAAGAAAGAAAUCAGAUUUUUUUGUUUUUGCCUUCCCGCUGCAGCCAGUAACCCUCGCUUCUUCAAAUCAUAUUUGUCCCUACCAACUCCUGCUUAUAAAUGCUCGACAAGCUCCGACCCGUCAUCCAGCUCGACUCCGUAAUGGCGAUCAGCAAGACGGUGGGCUGGCUCCGGGAGCUGCUGGAGACGCGCAGGGACGGCCUGCUGGUGAUGGACUGCCGGGCCCAGGAGCUGUACGAGUCGUCGCACGUCGACACGGCCAUCAACGUGGCCAUACCGAGCCUCAUGCUCCGCCGGCUCAAGAAGGGCAACCUGCCCGUGCGCUCGCUGCUCUCCGACGGCGAGGACCGGGAGAAGUUCGUGCGCCGGUGCAAGACGGACACCAUCGUGCUGUACGACGAGUACAGCCGGGAGUGGAACGAGAACGUGGACGGGGGCUCGGUGCUGGGUCUGCUGCUGAGGAGGAUGAAGGACGAGGGCUACAAGGCCUAUUAUCUGGAGGGUGGCUUCAGCAAAUUCCAGGGCGAGUAUCCGGGUCUGUGUGAAACCAACCUGGACGGCACCUCCAACACCAGCUCCCCCACCGCGCAGGUGCUGGGCCUCGGGGGGCUGCGGAUCAGCUCCGACUCCUCCUCCGACAUCGAGUCGGACAUCGACCGCGAGCCUAGCAGCGCCACGGACUCGGACGGCAGCCCGCUGUCCAACCCGCUGCCCUCCUUCCCGGUGGAGAUCCUGCCGUACCUCUACCUGGGCUGCGCCAAGGACUCCACCAACCUGGACGUGCUGGAGGAGUACGGCAUCAAGUACAUCCUCAACGUGACCCCCAACCUGCCCAACCUCUUCGAGAACGCCGGGGAGUUCAAGUACAAGCAGAUCCCCAUCUCGGACCACUGGAGCCAGAAUCUCUCGCAGUUCUUCCCCGAGGCCAUCAGCUUCAUUGAUGAAGCUCGAGGCCAGAAGUGCGGCGUCCUGGUCCACUGCCUGGCGGGCAUCAGCCGAUCCGUGACGGUGACGGUGGCCUACCUGAUGCAGAAGAACAACCUGUCCAUGAACGACGCCUACGACAUCGUCAAGAUGAAGAAGUCCAACAUCUCGCCCAACUUCAACUUCAUGGGCCAGCUCUUGGACUUUGAGCGCACGCUGGGCCUCAAGAGCCCGUGCGACAACCGCAUCGCGGCGCCAAGCCAGCAGCUCUACUUCACCACACCGACCAACCACAACGUCUUCCAGCUGGACCCCCUGGAGUCCACGUGAGGUCGGCCCAUCGCGACCACCGCUCCUCGCCGGAGGUUUCGUGGGCCUCCCCUUUUUGGAAAAGCUGCAAAAAGUUUUCUCUUGUUUCCUCCGUCUGCCGGGGGACCGAGCGCCUGACCUUAUUGAUGCGGGGCGACCGCUGCCGAGCGUGGUGACUGGAGGGCCGAAGCUGUCUGGCCGAGAUGCAGCCGCUUGCUGACUAGAUGAGGAGCGACAGUAAAAGAGACAAAGAAAACGAGGAAGAGUGCAGAUACCCUCUUCAAUCCUAUAGCACUGUCAGGACUCCUGAGGUCUUAUAUCUCUUUUUGUCAUUGUAUCUUGAGGAAACUUAAAGUGAUUUGUUGGACAGCUUAUGCUUCAAAGCUCCUGGGCUGGUGUGCCAAAGAGACUGAUUGUUCAAACUGGACAGAUCUAACAAUGAAACUCUUUUUUUAAAUGUUAGUUUUGGGGUCCAGCACUGGUUCCCAAGACACCAGGGUGCGUUGUCUCCUUCGUCUUCCGUGAAGACUUGCCUGUGUGGGGUAGAAGCACCCCGGCUUUAGACGGCACACUAUAUACUGGACUCGAUUUUGCAUUUGUGGAGUCUUUUCAAACAUUUAUACGUUGUGUAUAUAUAUCUUAUAUAAUAUAAAAAACAAUACAUAGUAAAAAGCCUUGCUCCAGUAUAUACCCUUUGCAACAAGUGGGUACUCUUUGUUUCAUAUUCUACUUUUAUGUAAGCAAACAAACUGCAUAUUGAUCCGUAUGUUUUAAGUUGAUUAUGCCAAAAAAGGAAAAAAAUCAAGUAGGAUUUUCCAAGAAUUGUGCAAAAAAUGUGUACACGUGUAAUAUAUUUGAUGAUCGCUUUACGUGUGAAUUCAGCCGACGGGCCUUGUCUUUGCACCCACCCUCUCACGAAUCAAAGUCACCGUGGUGGGUUGCCUUGCUUUUGCGCUCAGAUGGGUGUUUUUUUAUUUUUGCAUCAGCCUUCAGAGAGAUUCCCCAGAUAUUGUUUUAAAUUUGUAUUAUUUUCACACAAAAAAAAGUCAACCAAACCGUGAGCAGUUUUAAUAUCUUUUUUUUUUAUUCAAUUUUUUCUAAAAUUUGGCACCACAUAGCAUCCACAUGUUGUCUGGAUCUCUGAAGGCUGAUGUGAGUCAUCCUGAUCUGUGCACAACCGGUAAAAGUCUCGGACAUGUAGACAGAGCUAGGAGGCUUUGCUCACCCUCGCCUCUUCAGGGAAAUGCAGUUUUUACUUGUCAAGAAGAGAGAAAAAGGAAUGCCCCUCUACAGAGAAGGCCAUUUCUCCAGAGGAAGCCAUCCUUGCCACCCCCCCUCCUCUCUUACGAAUGUAAAGAAAAGAUAAAUUAUUAAUAAAUUGCUAUUUUGUCUACACUUCAACCUUUCCAUGACUGUUUUUCCAUUGAUACACUUGUUGUUUGUCUGUUUCCUCGGUGACACAUUUAUGUAACGCGGCACAGUCGAGUGUUGAAACCAGCCGGCCGGAGUCACGACCGCAAACACAGUCGCCGUGAAUCAUGGGGCUGUUUUUCGCGGCGCUCUCGCUGCUCAUUAACUACAGCAGCACUCGACGCUUGUGUAACAAAGUGCCGCGCACACUCUGUUCUCUGUGACAAUCAUUCACGAACAAAGUGAUUCCAGUCACACCGUAAAAACAACAACAGCCCGACUGGUUUUUCCAGGUGCUGCUUUUGCUGCGAGGCCGUCGGGUUCACACAAACACUCCUGAGGGCAGGGCCUCUGCCUGCAGCCAUCAAAGGGAGCUGAAAAGCACCGGGAUGUGGUGUCAUUUCAUAGCAAGUGCGGUGGCGUGUACCUGCAAAGACCUGGAGGCCCAGGAGAAAAGGAUCCUCACGGCGCAGGAGAGGGAGGAGGAGCGUUGUGUUCUCACGCAAGCAGCUUCGCAGCUCAGCAGAGACCUGCACCAACAUUCCCACACAUGCUGAUUAACACCAGCAGCAGAGAGUGUGUGUGUGUGUGUGUGUGUGUGUGUGUGUGUGCGCGUGUGUUAAUUCCCUGGAGUGUGGGGUUAGGGAAAAGCAAAGAAUUGAUCUCCUCGCAUCAAAGUUGAUAGAGAAACCGAUGUCAACUGAUUAUAACGAGAAUGUCAAUGACGUCACUCGCGUGCAGCUCUUUUUGUCUGAGAAGACCGAAUGUGUUCAUCAAUGGCGAAAAGUCCUCAAACGGAGGUUCAGUUAAAUGCGUGAGGAAGUGCAAAGUACACCGAGCAUAAAUGGUGAGGAAUAUGUAGCAAUGCAGUUCAAGAGGUUCGGAGUCGUGAAAAAACAUAAUGACCAACGGAGCCUUCUAUUAUAUUAUAAAAUAGCCGAUGUCAAAAACAGUACUUUUUCAUCUCUUCAGCAUCCAUAUUUAUUUUCCUAAAUAUGCAGAAUACAGAAAGUAUAAAGAGAUCAUAUCUAUU